Cicer arietinum (chickpea) is the source of this 3381-nucleotide messenger RNA. Its product is annotated as protein STRUBBELIG-RECEPTOR FAMILY 3-like. Gene Ontology annotation, biological process: protein phosphorylation. The record is from RefSeq and is a predicted model, not a curated record. Gene Ontology annotation, molecular function: protein kinase activity; receptor serine/threonine kinase binding; ATP binding. NCBI's taxonomy places the organism in Eukaryota, Viridiplantae, Streptophyta, Magnoliopsida, Fabales, Fabaceae.
UUCAUUUGUUAUUUGUUAUGUGAUAGAGAGAGCAAGAAAGACGGUGCUGACUGCUAAGAAAGAAAGAGAAUCUCACAGACAACCUUCCUCAUUCUACCUUUACAUAUUUGCCUUUGCCUUCAAAGAAACACAGAAAUCAGGGGCAUUUUGUGUCAUUGUUAUGCUCUUCACUUAACUUAAGGGUUAUGCUUGUUUUUUUGUUUUUGGUGGAUUGUGUUUUGUGAGUUGUUAAGUUGGUGAAUUGAUUUGAUUUUACCAGUGUUGUUGUUGUUUAGUUUGGAGGAUGGUUUUUGAUUGGUUUGGUUUAUAGAGGAGUGUUUGCGUAUGUGUGUGUUGAAGAUUGAAGUGGAGUUGGUGUUCAAUGGAUUGGAAGAGAUCUACUUUGAAGUUCAAGACAGUUAAGAUCUAUGGAGAUGUUCUAUUGGGAUUUUUGUUGAUUUGCAUAAUUCAGAUUUCAAGUGCUGUCACUGAUCCCACUGAUGUUGCUGCACUUAAUAGCUUAUAUGCUUCACUGGGAUCUCCUCCUCUCCCUGGAUGGGUUGCUAGUGGCGGAGAUCCAUGCGGAGAAGGGUGGCAAGGCAUUCAGUGUAAUGGUUCGUUCAUUCAAAAAAUUGUUCUGAAUGGUGCAAAUUUGGGAGGAGAACUGGGCGAUAAUCUGGCAACAUUUGUUACAAUCUCAGUAAUCGAUCUGAGCAACAACAACAUUGGAGGAAGCAUUCCAUCCAAUUUGCCAGUUACCAUGAGAAACUUUUUUCUUUCAGCCAACCUGUUCACUGGAAGUAUUCCAGCCUCUUUAUCCACUUUAAUUGGAAUGACAGACAUGUCUCUGAACAACAAUCAUUUAACUGGAGAAAUACCAGAUGCGUUUCAGUCACUUACGCAAUUGAUCAAUUUAGAUUUAUCUAGUAAUAAUCUGAGCGGGGAACUACCUCCUUCAGUGGAGAACCUGUCAUCCUUGACCACCCUGCGCUUGCAGGAUAAUCAACUAUCCGGGACACUUGAUGUUUUACAAGAUCUUCCUCUGAAAGAUUUGAAUGUCGAGAACAACCAAUUUGCUGGCCCAAUACCUCCAAAGUUGCUAAACAUUCCUACGUUCAGACAAGCUGGAAAUCCAUUUAAUGAUAAUGCCACGGCACCAAGUGCUCCUCCACCUGGCUCUCAAGUACCACCACCACCAGGAGCACCGGUUUCUGGAGCACCAUCUUCUGUUAAUGGAGUACCAUCUUCUGUUAAUGGAGUACCAUCUUCUGGUUCUGGAGUACCAUCUUCUGGUUCUGGUUCUGGUUCUGGCCGUGUACCUACCAAACAAGCUGAUGGACCUACUGUAGCGACUGAAUCAAAAUUUGGGAGAUCCAAAAAACAUACCAAAAGGGUGGUUUUGAUAUCUAUUGCAAGUGUAUUGGUAUUCGUUAUUUUUGUACUAGCACUCGUUUUAUUUGUUCCAAGAUGUGGUAGAAGGGAACGGGUUGACAGAAGGUCCAGGCAACGUCAAAUCGGUGCAUAUGGAGGUGAAAGACAAAAUGCUAGAGAUUACGAAGCUGUUGUUGUCCAACCACCUAUUGGAACAGAAAAAGUACCACCAACAGUGGAUGUUUUGAGGCCAAAAGAUGAUCACCAAGAAGAGCCUAGGAGAGUUUGGGCUGUUCCAAAUGCACAGGAUAAGCAAGAGAAGGAUGUGCAAAGAAUGGUGGCAAUACCAAAGUCGAGAGAUCAGGAAAUAGAUAUCAGUACACCAGAAGUGUAUUCUAUGCCUCUUCCACCUCCACCUCCGCCACCACCUCCACCUCCACCUCCACCGUCACCACCACCACCACCACCUCCUCCUCAUCCUCUUCCUACUAAGAGGGUGAUCGCUGAGCCAACCACUUCCCACAGAGUGACUAAUGUCAAUCCAUCCUUAAGAAGUUCAAUUCUUCCUCCCACUUUUGCAAAAUCUUUCACCAUUGCAUCCCUUCAACAGUAUACAAAUAGCUUUUCUCAAGAAAAUCUUAUAGGAGGAGGCAUGUUGGGCACUGUGUACAGAGCAGAGCUUCCUGAUGGGAAGCUACUUGCUGUAAAGAAAUUUGACAAAAGAGCCUCUACUCACCAUAAGGACGAUGAGUUUCUUGAAUUAGUAAACAAUAUUGACAGAAUAAGACAUUCAAAUAUUGUUGAGCUUAUUGGAUACUGUUCAGAACAUGGUCAAAGGCUUCUGAUCUUCGAGUACUGCAGUAACGGAUCACUAUAUGAUGCACUUCACUCGGAUGAGGAAUUGAAAGCAGCACUAUCAUGGAAUACUCGCAUUCGGAUAGCACUUGGGGCAGCUAGAGCCUUAGAAUAUUUGCAUGAGCAAUGUCAGCCACCUGUGAUACACAGAAAUUUGAAGUCUGCCAAUAUUCUCCUUGAUGAAGAUCUAUCAGUGCGUCUAUCUGAUUGUGGUUUAGCUCCAUUAAUAGCUUCGGGAUCUGUAAGUCAGCUCUCGGGGAACCUGCAAUCAACUUACGGCUAUGGAGCUCCAGAAUUUGAGUUAGGAACUUACAAUUACCAAAGUGACAUAUACACCUUUGGAGUGAUUAUGUUAGAACUUUUGACUGGCCGUCAGUCUCACGACAGGACACGUCCACGAGGGGAGCAAUUUCUUGCUAGAUGGGCAAUUCCUAAACUUCAUGAUAUUGAUGCACUAUCAAAAAUGGUUGAUCCUUCUUUAAAUGGAGUUUUCCCUGCAAAGUCGUUGUCAAAUUUUGCAGACAUUAUUUCUCGAUGCCUUCAGUUGGAGCCAGAAUAUAGACCGGCAAUGUCUGAGGUCGUCCUAUACUUACUAAAUAUGAUAAAGAGGGAGUCUGAGGCAAGUGAUUCAAAUGAAAAAUAAGAAUGGUGGUGAUAUUUGUUCAUGAAUUGCUGUGCAAAGAUUUAGAAACUGAAUAAUCAGAGAGUAACGUGCAAGAUUUCAUCAUAUACAUGUUACCUAAGGAGGGCCCCAUUAGUUGUCUCCACGUUUUAUUACUUUCUGCUAACCUGCUCAACAACAUUCACAUGUUCAGUUUGACAAGGAAUUUUGUCCAAUCAACUUCAUAGAAAAGAUUGGAGUUGCCAACACUACUCGUAUGUAGUUUUGUAUUAUCGGAUAAUGUCUUGUUCAUUACACCAUGUCCUGAUAGUGUUGCAUAGGUGUGCCAACUAACCCAUUUGUUUGAUAAUUGUUUCCAAAUUCUUAAUAAUGAAAAUGUAGUAAUUCAGAUGUGCAUACUUCCUUGUGGUUUUUAUGUUAAUCCUUGAUAACAAAAGUUUGUUAGUUAUUUCAUUUGUACAAAAUCAACUCGAGUGUUGUAAUUUAAUAUACUGAUUGUUCUACUUUGUAAACUUCACAACGAUAUUUAUUGCCCUUUUCUUUUCUUAUUGCAA